Mesocestoides corti is the source of this 1302-nucleotide messenger RNA. The record is from the annotation of a GenBank genome assembly. Lineage: Eukaryota; Metazoa; Platyhelminthes; Cestoda; Cyclophyllidea; Mesocestoididae.
AUGGCUUAUUGCCUCUCUUCCAGAAUUAACUCCAAAUCAGGAAAACAUUCGUCAAAGUACUACAACUCUUUGACCUACACACUGUCUCUUUUGCAAAACACCGAAACCAGCUCAGAGGAUAGCGAAUCGGAUUCUUCUUCAGAUUUUGCCGAAGAAGGGCAAAAACCCAAAUCCGAGUGGGUAGCAUCAGGCGGAGAACUAGCUCAGCCGCCUUCAGGAUUGGUCAGUGGGAAAGACUUCGAUUAUGCGGUAUUGAUUGAACAAAUGCGCGCGCUUGGACUUCCCACCAGUUUUGGUGGUCCUUCCCGUCUAAAUCCAAAGCGGCUUCCAUCAGCUCAAUUUAAUCAGAACUAUUCGGUUGACGACCUAGAUGGGCUAUUUUUAAGUUGUCGAAAUGAUGAAAUUGUAUCGCGUUCGAUUACUCACAGUCUCACCGAUAUUUUUAGUGUUUCCUUAACUGGCGGAUGCAGUACUUGGCGUUACAAGCCGGCGUCUGCCAAGUCUUCCCGAGCCUACGUUCAGCAGCAGGAGCCCCCGGCAGGCCUGUGCGAGGCGACGAGUGUGGACAUCGUGGAGAAGUACUGGGCUCAGCGGUACCGCCUGUUCUCCCGUUUCGACGAGGGAAUUCAAAUUGACUGCGAGGGCCUAUUUAGUGUUACCCCGGAGGUGAUUGCUGCGCAUCACGCAAGGAGGUUGUCCAACAUUCUUGGCGGUUCUCCCUCCUCGCACACCGUUCUGGAUCUUUUUACGGGAGUUGGUGGAAACUGUAUUCAAUUGGCGCUUGUUGGUUUCACUGUUGUCACCGUUGACAUAAGUCAGUCAAUGCUCAACAUGGCGGAUUCUAAUGCUCGUGUCUACGGCGUCCGAGAUCGCAUCACAUUUAUCAAAGCCGAUGCCUUCUCCUUUCUUCAUGAGACUGGCGAGCGGUUUUCCGCAGUUUUCGCCUCACCUCCCUGGGGGGGCCCCUCGUAUUCCUCCUCCAGCAUCUUUUCCCUGACCAACCUCGCGUUCUCGGGAGAAGGGAACGAUGACAAAACCAUUUUUGAUCUCUUGAUAGCCAUUACGUCUGUCACUCGCGCUGGGGGCCCUAUUGGCCUGUUUCUACCACGGAACUCCAACACUGGUCAGUUAUUUGAGCUGCACCGAAAAAUUACUGGUGCCUUCAAACUCAGCGCGAUUCCCCUGCUCGAAUGCGAACUCGCACUGAUCCACGGGAAACCCAAAGGCGUGACGGUGUACUUCUACAGCGACGACUAUGCCAAGCAUUGUCAUUCCUCUGAGGCUAUAGACAAUGGGGGGUAA